AUGUCGUUAGACAAACCGACAGUCAAUCUGAAAACCCUAGAGCAGUAUGGCAUCAACUUCUCCGAAGAUGUCUACAACCACGACAUCGCGGUACCUGAACAUGUACAACACGUGAUAGAAGCACUCUUGGACCAUGAUAUCCAAGUUCCCGAUAGCCUGCGCUCUCUUUUUGAAAAGGAGCAGCGGAGUACAAACGCAACUGAGUAUACCGUUCUUCCACCACAAUCAGCGUCUUUCUCCCUUCCGCACGAGGCCCUCGAACCCAUAAGUAGGGAGGUCAAGGCGAUUGAGGAGAAGUUUGGUAAAGUAGCAAGUUUAGCGCGUAUAGCGAGAGAAUAUCAUGCGGCAAAUGUGUCGCGCGAGACUUGGGAGCAUUUCUUAAGGUCUUAUAUCUUUCGGAGCUUUGAGGAUUCGGGUCUGCAGACCUCGAGACAUAGUAAACUUUUUGACGCUUGGACUCUAGAGAGCAACAUAUCUUGGGAAGCUGCAUCAAAGCUGAGCCCAAUCUCGGACAUUCUACAACCAACUUUUACCUACGGAUUUCCCGUGCACAUUCCGGACGACACUGAAAAGAAACCAACCGGGUUCAACUGUAAUGAGAACGUGACAAACUUCUCUCUCAACACCCUCACUGAUAUAGGACCCAUUAUCACUUGUCCUACAAACCACCCAUGGAAUUUGAAAGUACGUCUGACCAAGGGUCAAAAGCUGGACCAAAAAGAUUUGAUCUGUUUCCCAUGGGCACUCGUAGAAGUGCAAUCUGCCACGGAGACGGUUGAAGCAUGUUACUGUCGAGCUGCUACUGGAGCCUACGCUGCGUUGAGCAUACUGAAACAGUUACAACCUGCUUGGACGGCAGUGAAGGGAAUUCCGCCGGUUAUCUUCUUUACUUGCUCUGGCCCUGAGAUUCGGGCGUGGUUUUCAUUUUCGGAGUUUAAAGUUUCGAAACCUUCAACUAGAUGCAUAUGUAUAUAUGCGGGCACUCUCACAGCAACGUGGUGCAUAGCAGUCCUGCGCGAAAUUAUCCAAAACAUGACAUUUUGGGCCACAAGGGUUCUGAGGCCUCGGAUUUCAUCACAAAUAAGUUGGAUUCGACCCAUAGUCUCCGCUUCUCCAGCAUAUCCCCAUAGUCCCAUACAAUCCAGAGAAAUGCCUUUGCAAAGACCUCGAGCAUCACGGGACGGUAAUAAGUCCAAAACUGAAAUGCCGAAUCCAAACACAAUAGGUGACUCAUCUUCACAACCGAAGAUGUUCGUCUUUGGAUCAUCGUCUAGUGCUCCAGUCAAGACCGAGAAACAACAGAUCGAGAAUGCUGAUACAUCAAAACCCGAAAAGCCAACUUCGAGCAUUCAAGGCGACCUACUGUUUUCAGAGAAAGAUUUCAAGUCCUUUGGCGCUACAGUCAAGACUAAGUCACUUACCCAAGAUAGCAAUAUAUUGAAACCCGAGGCGCCAAUUUCGAGUAAUCAAAGUACCUCACUGUCUUCGGAACAGAAACUGUCUACCUUCAAGUCGUCUAAUGCUCCGAUUACGAUUAAUAAGGCAACAUAUGUCAGGUUUCGUGGGAAAAAGAUCCCAGUCCGGUUACCGAGCCAUGACGAGAGAAAGCCUCGUAGGGUGACCGAAGCUGACUGGGAUGCUAAAUACUAUUUAUGGCUCAGGGCUCGUCAAGCUAUGAUUUUAGGUCAGACUGGUUUAGGCAAUAAGCAGGACACUGGCGGUCCUGAUGGUAGCGUUGCCAAAAUUUCAGAAGGUCCUCAAACCCUUCAAGUUGGCCAAUCUAGUCAAGUCGAACGCAAUAAGGAGGCAGACAACAGGCCGGUUUCUGAAGAGAAUACACCAGCUAGUGGCAGUGGAGAAUUUGAAGGAUCGAAGAGGACUCCAGUGUUAAAUACUGAAGUACAGGAAACCAAGCAUGGUUCAUCUCAUACAUCAAAGGAUCAGUCUUUAGAGGAAUCAAAUGCCAGGGUUGACGCUGAUGAUUUCAUUGGGGAAUAUUUCGUCUAUAGAACGAACCAAUCAUUUUAUGCCAGGAGUUACGAUGCCGCGACCUGGGAAUCGGAUGGCGAAAAUGAUCCGUCUUACUAUACACCAACCUCGGGCAGUGAACCGGACUCAGAAGAUUUUGAUGAUGUUGAUUUCGGAGAUGAUGCCGACGAUGAAGGAAGUGAAAAUAUCUCUUCGCAUAGCUACGACGAUGCCUCUAUAGAAGAACUUCUCUCCGAAUUAAAGGUCGAGAAUGAAAGAUUUGACAGCCCAAGCCUUUUAACUGGGGGUGCUCCAGGAAAAAUAAGCAACCUGACUUUUGACGAUAUAGACGACUUGUUGUAUACUGCUGCCAAAGUCAUUUCCGGCGAGAGGUUCAUCCAGCUCAAUCCAAUUCGAACCUUACUCGAUAAUCUUAAAGGGGUUGAUCUUUUAGAUGCCACUUGGCGAUCUCUAGAAAACUGGGAGGGCCAAUCUCCUACUCUAUACUCAGAUCAAAUGAAAUACUUACUGGCAACAGUUCAAAAUAUCAACGAUUUCCUAGCAUGGCAAAGUGAGAACUCUAUCAACCCUUUCAAACAUCAUCAUCUCACAAGGGCUUUGAGGAAUGAUGAGCUCGACCAAACGCUGCAAAGGAUGCAAAAGAAGGGAGACUGGAGAUUGCGAGAUCUGCUUAAAAAUUCGCUGGAAAGCUGGAAUGGGGAGAAAUGUAUGGAAUUACUAAGCAAUGAAUUGCUUGCGAUGACCCCUGAGGAGUUUGAUGACAUGCUCCAGGGGGCUUUUGAUACUGUUUACUCUGCUUCGAAUUUGUUGAAUAUCAGGGGGUUGGAGGCGUAG
Talaromyces marneffei is the source of this 2823-nucleotide messenger RNA. RefSeq lists its product as uncharacterized. The transcript is spliced from 4 exons. Bases 1 to 2823 code for a protein of 940 amino acids. NCBI's taxonomy places the organism in Eukaryota, Fungi, Ascomycota, Eurotiomycetes, Eurotiales, Trichocomaceae. The record is from RefSeq and is a predicted model, not a curated record.